UUUAAACAAAAAGAAAAUUAGCAAGACAAAAUUGUGCAUAAAUUAUUUAAUUCGGUUAACCAAAAAGCAAACGCAACGGCUACGUUUUGCAAGCUUCAAAGCGACCGCACCGUUUCGUAUUGUUUGCGCUAAUCUGUGUUGUAGUCUGCCGAUUUGCACAGCGACAAAGCACUCGUUUGUGUAUGUGCCUGUGUGUGUGUAACCAGUGUUUGUGUGUGUGCGUGCGUUAAAGAUAAUUUAGUUAAGGUCAUUUCUAUGCGUAAGCAUUUGCAACAUGCGGCAGCCAGCGGAUGAUAGCGCGACAGCUGCCCGAGGCAAGAACAUCAACAACAACAAAUACAAAGGACGCUUGCAACAGUACGCCCACGUCCACGCCUACUGCAGCAACAAAAAGAACGCCAGCUUUGUUUUAUAGUACGCUCAGUCAUGCCUUCGAAUACGACUACAACAGCAACAACCACAGGCCAAUCGUUAGGAGAAGAGGAAGAGAAUUGCGAUACUUUAAUGGCGUCUGCUACAAAAACAUUAACAGCGACAACAACAACAAGAGAACUGCAAACGACGCCAACGUCAACGUCGCGGCAAACGCCAACGCCCACGCUGCUGCCUUUACUUGCAUCGGCAGCUGCUUGCAAUAAACAGUUGCUUUUCUGCCGACGCUUUAAGGAUGCGUCGGCGUCACCCACAGCGGAUGGUGCUGGCUUUUUACGUAACUUUAACUCGCUGCCGUUAUUUUACUAUGCGACGUCGCCGUCAACGCAUGCCAGCAGCGCCGAUGGCGUCGGCGUUUCCAAGGAAGCUGCAGCCGCUGCCGCAACGGCAUUUAGUCAAAAGAAUGAGGGCUUUGAUUUACUUGCAACGCAUGGCAACUGCAAAACCGACGGCAGCUGCCUCAGCAACCAUCGCCAGAGCAACUCAAGCGCCCAGUCGCGUGUCACAGAGCUGGCCAGCGGUGCCAUGGAGUGCCUGCCAAUGAGCGCUGCAGUGCAUCAUACGCAUUUGAUGGCAACGAGUGGCGCAGUUGGUGCUGCCACGCCGGCGGCAACGGUUGUGGUUGGUGCCACAUAUCCGCAUCAUUUGCAUCAUCAUCAUCAUUUGAGCCACCAUGCGGGCUAUAGCAAUAGCUACGGCAGUCAUGCGCCACAUCCCAUACACAGCGAGCAGACCAAGUCGCUGCAGGAGCUGCAGCAUGAGGUGGGCGCACUGCUGGAGUUUCGAGAUCUGGUCAUUGAAACGUUUCCCGAUCUCAAGCAUAAAAUGGCCUCCAUAUCAGCAACACCAUCGACACCCAACUCCGUGGGCGGCCAUUCGGUGGGCAGUCAUUCGGUUGGAGCGGGCGGCAGCUCCUCUUUAGCAGCCAGACGCGAAUGGGAGCCUGGUAUACGCAUUAAGCGUAAAUCAACGCACAAAGAACCGUCCACGACGUCGGCUGUUGCGGCUGGAGCAGCAGCGGAGCCGGCGUCAACGUCGCUGACACGCAGUCGCAGCAACUCGCAUAGCGGCAAGAAAGAGCCAAAGAGCGGAGAGAACAACAACGGCAGCGUUGUGCAGGACUCCGGCUUCUCAACGGAGACCAGUUCCUCCAAAGAAGGACACAGUGCAUCCUCCACAAACGGUGCUAUGACAGCGGCCAUUGCAUCGAAUCGCUUGAGCUGUGCCGAGUCGGAUGAUGAGUUGCUCAACCUGCUCGAUGUCAUACACCGCAAGUCAAAUCGCUUACGCGAGGAGGUGGAACAGCUGCAGUCAUACGAGCGGCAACAGAGCAGCGAAGACGCGAAGAGCAGCCAGCAACAAAAGCUGCAGGGCAUGACGUCGGAGCAGUUUCGUGCGCAGGUGGACAGACUGAAUCGUGAGGAUCUACAGCAGCUGCGAAAGGAGCGCGACCGUUUGCUGGACAAGCUGGCGGAAAUGGAGGCCGAGACGCUAACGGGUCGCAUUAAGGCGGCCAAGAUGAACGAUCAGGUGGAGCAGCUGAUCGGCGUCAAAAAAGAUCUCGAGGAGCAGCUAAAGCUGGCCAUGGCCCAAAAGCUGGAGCUAAGCGCGCGUGUGCAGCAAAUGCAGCUGCAGCCAAGCAAAAGUUCAUUUAGCGCCAGCAGCCAGUCGGAGCAAUCCAGUCAACGCAACUUUCUAUCCUCAGCCACGACGGUGCGCAGCCUCACGACCAACACAUUCCAGCCAGUUGUUGUGUGCGAGCAGCCAACGCCAGCGGAUGCAUUCCAUCAAAGCUCUGGUAGUGAUACGCGACAGCAGCAGCAGCAGCAGCAGCCGGCGGCGACGCUUGGCCGCCUUGACGGCAUUGUAAGCACGCCGGGUGCACGCAGCGCCAAGUGCCGAGUAACUGACUCCAAGCGCUUUACGGCCAUAUUGCUGGAGACGAAUGUGCUGGAGCUGCAGCGUCACUUGCUUACGCUCACUGUGCAGAAUCAGGUGCUUGCCCAGAAGCUGGACUCGUCGAGCAAGUCGAAGGCGCAGCUCAGCAGACGCUUGGAUAAGUCUGUGGAGGAUACGGAGGAGCUGCGCUUUCAGCUGGAGGAGAAGAACAUUGAGCUGGAGGGCACCAAGGCGCAGCUGCGUGUGCUGGAGUCGCGUCUGCAUGCCAGCAGCGCCACCAAUUCAUAUCUAAACUCAUCAUCGCAGCAUGACUACGAAACGAAUCGCUCCACGGCUUCCACUACGUUAAUGCUUAGUCGACGUGGCGUGCCGGAUUCGGUGGAUUCAACAAGUGCGCCACGCAGCAACCAAAUAAGCACGCCCAGCAUGAAGGCAAUGGUGCCGCUGGCCAUGGAGGAGCUGCAGCAGCACAGCAGCAGCACCGAGUCCGCGCAUGAGCAUGAGCCGCAAAAUAAAACAAUUGUCAAUGUAGCUGCCAGCAGCACGCCGCUGGGCAGCAGCACGCCCACGCCCAUGCCCAUGCCCAACAAUAAGAAUGCCAGCAACAUUGCUGCACGUGUGAUGAGCUCCAGCGUGGGCGGUGUCAGCAGCUUUGAUCAGCUCGUAACGCCGCCGCCACGUGGUCAUGCAUUUCGCAAGUUUAGCAGCGCCGGCAAACCAAGCAAAAUUCCAUUGCCGGGCAGCAAAGCGGCCGCUUAUUUUGCAGGCAAGCCGCCCACUGGUCGCACUGCAGCUGGACGUUCACCUUCAUCCGUGGACAACUCCAGCAAUGUGUCGUAUGGCAGCAGCAACAAGUCCUCGCUUAGUCGCAGUACUGGCAAUCUGAGUCAGAGACUAAAGCAUGCCGACUCCAACUCAAUACAAUCGUUGAGCACCAACACCAGUCGCAGCUCCACAAGCUCAUCCAUACCGCUGGCCACCACGCCGUACUCAUCGAACCGCAGCAGCAGCCAUACGACUACAACUACUCCGUCCCCGCGCGUGCUCCAGAACUCGCCAUUGCCCAAGCUGAAGCGCGAGACGCUCAGCUCGCGUGUGCGGCAUCUGGACUCGCUGUCACGCUCGCAAGAUCAGCAGCAGCAGCAGAUCAGCAGCAGUUCCAUUGCCGCCCAGCUGAGCACAACGCUGCGCAAAGAUUUGCAGCUUAGCAGUGGCGCCUCUGCCGGCUCCUCGUCAUCGACGUCGUAUCAUAGGCGCGGCGCUGGCAGCGGCGCUGUGGCGCGACGCUUUAGCAGCGCAUCCAGCGCCGGCGAUCGCCAGCAGCGGUAUGGGCAGAGUAAUGAUCCAACGGCCACGCCCACGUCGAGCUAUGGCGACAGUGAUAGUGGCAAGAAUUUGACAAAGAUUGCGUAUCCGUCAAAUUUCCGUUGCAAUAGAAACCAUUGGCAAUUGUGGCAAACGAGCAGCAGCAACUACAACUACAACAACAACAAUAAGCAAGGAUAUGCGCAGGAGCUUUUAAGUGAAGCCGAUGUAUCCGCGGAGACUGCCUAUGAUUCCUAUUAUACGCAAUAUAUAACGUCCGAUGCUGUAGACUGUGGCGGCGACAAUCUGCUGGUGACUUUUGACUACGGCUACAGUGACUCCGUUGAGGCGCUGCCCCUGCACAGCCUUGACGAAGAGAAUGAAUGCAACAUUUGGUUUGGCACGCCGCCACCAAAUGAUGCUGCCCCAUUUCAAGUGCAUCAUGUGCAGCACAAGCUGCCCGACUACAGUCUGCAGUCGCUGAUCUCCUAUGAUGUCGACGCCGACGCCGACGCAUCACAGCCAGCCACAUACCAAGACGUAGACCAAGACGAAGAAGUUUUCUAUGACAGCAUUGAGGGUUAAAGCACUUGCAUUUGCACACACACACACACACACACUUGUACACCCUUGUAGUAGCUUUAUUAUUAUAAUUGUGGGUUGAGGUUUAUAUAAACGAUAAAGAGCCAGCGGCAGAUUUUUGAUAACAGUUUUUAAUUAGACUUUAGCUGACUGCAAUCACAACGCAUUCAACUUAUUGGCCACAAUUAAAUUUAUAUAUAUUUUGUAUAUCAAUCAACGUGUAUAUGUAUGUUAGAUUUUGAGUACUGUACUGUUGCCUCUAUGUGUAAAACUUUGUUCUUUUCGCUUAUUUAUGUAAUCGAUAGCUAUUAGGCUAAUUUGUAUUUUAUCUUUAACUGAUUGUGUGCAACAUUUGUAAGACUCUCGUAUUAAGUUAAAUACUUUGCAACAAUUAAGCAGCAGCUUAGGUUUACAAUAUGUAGUUAGAUUAGUUUCUAUAAACUUUGGUUAACAACAUCUAUGUACAGUUUUCUAAUUAUAUAUACAUAAUUUAAGCCAGCAAACAUAAACUAUAUAAACAUUUGCCGAUAUAUAUAGAACUUUUAUUGUUAUCAAAAUGUGUUUACUACAUUCAUAAUGCAAGCAGCGAGUUCAGCAAAGUUAAAUAAUAAUAAUUAAAUUCACAUUUAAUACACAAUACUGUUAAUGCAAAAUAUUCAAAACGGCAACACAUGCAUACGCAUAUGUAUAUCCAUUUAAAUAGCAACUGUAAUUUAAUUGAACAUGCAUAAUUAUUAAAAAAAAUCAAAAAAUAUAAAAAACUAC
Molecule: messenger RNA, 4983 nt
Organism: Drosophila busckii
Lineage: Eukaryota; Metazoa; Arthropoda; Insecta; Diptera; Drosophilidae
Gene: jvl
Product: probable GPI-anchored adhesin-like protein PGA55
Exons: 6
Coding region: 427-4221 (1264 amino acids)
Source: RefSeq, a predicted model, not a curated record